This is a messenger RNA of Octopus bimaculoides (California two-spot octopus), 5990 nucleotides long. RefSeq lists its product as uncharacterized. The record is from RefSeq and is a predicted model, not a curated record. Lineage: Eukaryota; Metazoa; Mollusca; Cephalopoda; Octopoda; Octopodidae.
ACUGCUUAAAGUAAAGCAUAAACAAUACAGCCCAAGUUAUCCCAAACCGAGCAGAUCUAUGGUCAGUGGCAAUGCGGUCGUAACUAUCCCUACUUUUUUUGAAUGUGUAAGGCUACAUUAUUUAAUGCUUCCGUUCCUUUCUGCAGGGGGUAAGGUCGCAAAUGAAGACUAUGACUGCUAUUUCUGGCAUUUGGAACAACCAUAUAGAGGCUGCCUUGUUUAUUUAGUGAAAGUCACCAAUCCUGUUGGUUGUAUUUGAGUUGUGCACUUUGAUAUUGACAAAUAAACUCACUAGAAAACUUCGACGAUGGCAAGUAGUGGUUGCCAUCCGUGUGUGGAUCUUCUUAAUAAAGAUGAACUUUUGGAAACACUCCAAAGACCAGAAUAUGAUUCCGUUUGGAAUUCGUUUGUCUUCCUGCAAAGGGUAAAUACAGGGUGUUUGUUUGUGUUAGAAUAUGAAGCAAACAGUGAAAAAUGUCAAGCAUUUCAGUCGAUUUCAAAGGAGCCAAAGGAACAGACAUUGUUUUGAAUUUGGUGAAUGAUGGACAGUUUAGUUCAUUGUAUGAACUUUACAACAAAGCGUCUGUUGACAAACAUCCAAGUAUCAUUGUUAAACACAUCAAGUCCAUUCCAAUGGGUUCAACACUCAGCACUGUUCCUGUCACUCUUUCAUAUGAACGACAAGUCCUUCAGAAGCUAGAUGAGUUCAAUCUCAAUAAUAAAUCCCUCAGGAUGUAUCUUCAUGUUCCAGAUAAAGCAUUUGCAUUUCUCGAGAAGUUCCCACUUCAGCAUAGUCUAGGAGAGAGACUGAAGAAUAAAGAUUUUUCUCUAGAUUUAGCUGCAGCUAUUGUUGACAGUUUGGCAACAAUUCAUAAAGCAACUCAUUUACAAUAUAAUAAAACAGAGUAUCUUGAAGAUCUAGAAGCACAAUUACAAACACAUCAUCGCCAAGACAUUAUGGAACAGCUUACAUUUGUGGCACCAUACCAAAAAAACAACAGAUUAAUUGAAAAAGACGAAACCCUUAAAAGAGUGAAUGAGAAACCCAUUGUGUCAACAGCAGUAAAAGACAUGAAGAAUGUUUUCCAUUUUACCAAGGAAUGCUUAAUUCAUGGAAAUCUCCAAUUGGAUUCCAUUUAUUUCACCUCUUCAAAUAAUGCUUAUCUGACUAACUUUGAAUUUUCCCACAUUGGCCCAGUAUCAUAUGAUAUGGCAUGUCUUCUUGUUAACUACAUUACAUUCUUUUACUACCAUCUUGAGCACUUUGACCAGCCAGACAUCAGUAGUCAGUUCAGCCAAUGUUUGAUUGAAUUCAUGAAGAUUUCAGGAUUAAAGUACAGUGAAUUAAUGAAGCUGAAAUCAGAUCAGAAAUUUUGGUCUGAGGUUGCUGGAUUCACUGGAUGUGAAAUUAUUAAGCGACUUCUGGAACCAUUCCAUUUGAAAACAUUGCAAGGUUGUCAGCAUGCAAGGAAAGACAUGCUAGAAGUGGGAUUUCGGCUUUUAUAUGCUUAUAAGAACAUCAGUUCUAUAGACAGUCUUCUCAUUAUAGCUUUUAUGUUGGUUUAUUAAGUUAAUGAAAUUAAUCAUUUUCAUUCAAAACAAGUCAAGAAAUUCAAAGUAAAAAGACAAUGGAAUGGAAAUAAGUUGUGAUCUAUGAAAGUAAAAUCUUUCCAAAAAUGAUUGUUUCUUGGCAUUCAAAGAUACCAGUUUUAGUAUUCUUACCAUGCUUCUAUUAUUGGCAAAAAUUAUAAGGGACACUAUUUAUUAUCCAGAGAAUGUAUGGUCUCCUCUGCCAACAUGUCUGUAUUUGAUGCCAUGAUUAUACAUGUGUGUGUAUGCAUAUUUAUGUAUGUAUUUAUACCCUUAUGCAGAACUCAUACCUCCUACACAGUGAUCCCUCACCAUAUUGCACACACAGUACAUCACAGAUUUGUCUGGUAAAAUAUAUGUAAAUUUAUAUCGUGGACUCCUCAGUAUAUCCAGGUUUCUGCAGCUGAUAGGUAUUUAUAUCUUUUUAGAUUUUAAUUAUUUCUGUGAGAGCUUUUGGAAUGCAACACCCACUGUAGUUGAGGGAUUACUGUACAUCCACUGCUCAGUCUGCUUGAGCAAACCAUGCACCUACACAUACAAAUCUAAUCUACUCCUUACACUAAAUCUCUCACACACACUGUCCAUACCUCCUAUACGUAUACACAUGUGAGUGGCUGUGCGGUAAGAAGCUUGCUUCCCAACAACAUGAUUCUGGGUUCAGUCCCACUGUGUAGCACCUUGUACAAGUGUCUUCUACUAUAGCCUCAGGAUUUGGCAGGCAGAAACUGAAAGCCCAUCAUGUGUAUAUAUAUGUAUGUGUGUGUGUGUGUGUGUGUGUGUUUGUCUCCCCACCAUCACUUGACAACCAAUGUUGGUGUGUUUAUGCCCCCAUAACUUAGUGGUUUGGCAAAAGAAAUCAAUAGAAUAAGUAUUAGGCAUACAAAGAAUAAGUCCUGGGGUCAAUUCCUUUAACUAAAACCAUUAUGUCAGUACUCCAGCAUGGCUGCAGUCAACUGACUGAAACAAGUAAAAUAAAAGAAUAUAUAUAUGUAUCCUCAUACAUAUGCUUGCAAUUACAUACAUACAAACAGAUAUUCCUUCACCACUUUCAACAUUAAAACCACAAUUACCUCUCACACAUCCAGUUUGUCAGAGGUCAAACAUGUGAACCUAACCCAUGUGCGUUUUUUCUUGGUUUUUUUCUUAUCUGAUUUAAUCUAGUAAUUGACAAAGGAUUAUCUACAAAACAUACUUUUACCUUCUAAUUGCUUUUCCUCAUAACCCUUCAAGCAGGGUUAUGACUUUUUCACAGCCUAAUAACCCUAUAUUUGAUGAAUAAUUUCAUGAAAAUCAGGAAACUAACAUUUAUUUUGCUUUAUUUGAAAAAAACAUCACCCCCAACUUACGAAAUCGAUCACCAUUUUUGACCCAAAUCUUGCAAAAUUCUAGUGGGGUUUGUAACACCUGCUCAACUUUUUACUAAACUUGGUGUGCUGACUCAAUGCAAUGCAGAAAUACUAGAUCUGAAAUUUCAGCUUUCUAGUUGAAGUAGUUUGGGAGUUAUGGACUUUUUAAACUAUAAUCACUAGGUGUCACUUGAUUCACACUUCAGUAUUUCCGCUGCCUAAAUCCUUGUAAAUUCAAGAGAGAUGUGGAAUAAAAGUGUAUUUAUACAUUUUUAAGAUUACUGAAUUGAAAUCACUCUAUGCAAAGGUUGAAAACUAGGCUAUUUUAAGACAGAGACCACUACAAGCAUUCAAUCAUCAUCAUCAUCGUUUAACGUCCGCUUUCCAUGCUAGCAUGGGUUGGACGAUUUGACUGAGUAACAGCUGGAUGCCCUUACGGUCAGUAAACAUUCAAAAUUAAAAACAAUACAUAUUUUUAACUUUAUAGGUUUAAUUCCAAUUUUAAAUAACUGUAUAAGAAAAAGGGUGCUAAAUGUUAGCAAAUUUUUAAACAUAAAGAAUUAAUGUCUUGUUAGAUAAAAUAAAUCGAAGCUGAAGUUUCUCCUUCUUUUAACAAACAUCAUAAAAAUUUUGAAGGCACUUGAUUGCCUGUUCUGCACUGUGAUUUCGUUCUGGGGAUUUCCAGUUCUGAUGGUUCUUUACUCCAAAGUUUUUAACAGAGUUCAAUGCUUUUUUAUGAACUUGCAGGCUACCACAUAACUUCUGAUAAUCAUGUGCACUGAACAUUUGGUCAGUAAACCAAAAAUCUGCUCAGCUGUAAGAGAUGAAUCAACAAACAUUGAGAAGCAAAACUCUUUUUUGGUGGUAGAAGAAGUAAUGCCAAAAGAGCUAGUAUUGCUCGAGAAUUCCAUCUUGCAUUAAUUAAGUUGGGUAUAUUUUGAGACUUUCCAAUAGGAAAUUUUCCGGUUUCUUCAAAGAAACGAAAAACUCUGGUCAAAUGAAAUAGAAAUUUCAUGUCAUCUUGCUGAUUCAGUAAUCUUUUCUGCACCAUUGUUGAAAUUAGAUUGGAGCUUCUUGUAAUUACUUAGAAGCUCUGGAAUGAAUGUUUAUUCAAUAUUGGGAGAUGAUUUUUUUUCUCCAAGUUCGUUAACCAUUACAACACGAAGAACUCUAUCAAGGAUAUGAUGCUGACAACCAAUAAAUUGCAGUUCUCUCAAACCCUUUUGAGCAAACAGUCUUUGCAACUGAAUGACAAUGUCAUUUCUUUUCCCAGUGAUCACACUCGUAUCAGUGACAAUCAUCUUUACACAGUUCCAUAGAUUGCAUUCAUCUAAAACAGCUGUUAUUCCUUUCACAACAGUAUUGGCUUUUCCGUUUGGUAAUUGGAGUGCUUCUAACUUAGCUUCUCUCUGUUCAUUCUUUAAAACUAGCACUUGGUAUUCUUGGUCAUCAAUACACUUACCAUCAAAAUGCAAUGACCAGUUUUCUAAAUAUAGUGUUUUCUUCAUUUUCUUUUUUAGUUUAACAGCUCCUUUGAUUCCAUCUUGAGAUAAUUGGCGACAAACUAUUGCUGCUUUUUGGGUUGAAAGCUUGGAAGAUAUUACUAACUUGGUUACAGUUCCAGUUUUGCUAAACUUCUUCCUUGUUUGCGUGAAUUCUUCAUCUGAUUUCUCAGACUCUUGAUAUUCCCUUUCAGUCUCUGCUUCAGAUGUUAACGAUGACACUGGAGUUGCUCUGGUUGAAGUUGGCAUUAAGGACACUUUUCUUCUUUUGGAUGGAUGGAUAGUUUUGGAACUGGCCACCUUUUCAGUUCCAUACCCAACCUGAGCCUUGCUUUCAAUUUGAAGAUAAUAUAACCUUCUAUCUUCACUGCACAGCCAUUCACUGUUUUCCUUUGUGAUGUCAAAAAUUCCUUUCAAUGAAUCAUAUUUUCGUCACUUUACACUUUUAUUGUACCUACACUUUUAUUGUAUUCAGCACUUUUUCUACUUUUGCUUGUACAUUUUGAAUUGAUAAAUAUGGGAAUUUAAUUUCUUUUGCCAUAAAAAAAGUUACUUCUAUCGAAAUUUCCUUUUGUUCUUUCUUUCUUUCCUUUGAUGGUACCUCCAAGGAACAGGUAGUGACUGACUAUUUGAAGUUUCAUUGGUAUUCUGCAGUUGUUUUCCAAAGAAUACUUUUUGGAUUUCAUGGAUUAUAAGUUGUAACAAAUACAUAUUUCUACAUAGCAGAAUGCAAAACAGUAAAUAUAGUAUCCUUAAGACAUUGCAUACCAAUUGACUAAUAUCAAGAUAUUAGUCAAUACAAUUGACUAAUGUCUUGAGGUUCUGCAUUGACUAUAAAGAGAAUGUGAGUGUGAACUUCUCUCCAGUGCCGCUGCAAUGGUCAUUGCUGUGGACAUACAUGGUACAUGUGUGAAGUUUUCUGCUUUGCACCUUGACUUUAGACCAUUGUAUUAAAGUUAAUGAUCAUGUUAAAUUUAGUGUUGUUUACAUUUAGUGAUGACUCAUAAGCCAAUAACGUGUCAUGAUAUUGAAUGCCCAAUAUUUGGUACUCUAUGUGAUCUUAGUGAGCAAGUUUUGCCAACUUACAAGGACGUAUCAAAAUGUGUUUUAUUUGAAUGGAAAAAGAAAAUGUAGUUAAGAAAGAUCCUUCAAUUAAACAAAUUGUCAAGAUUGUAGCAGGAAAGAUAAUUCUUCUUUGCCAAUUGUGUUAUGAUUGAGUCAGUUCAACCAAAAAUCUUAAACUUUUAUCUAAAUUACCAUGCAUUACUAAAAUCUGUGAAAAAUAGAAAAAAAUGUGCCAUCGUUUCAAACAAAGUGUAAUGUGUUUAAAAACAAUGCAACAAAAGAUUUAUUUAACAUUUCCUGUAACAAGUGCAACUCCUUUAAAAACUGGAAUUAUUUUGAAUAAAUUAGAAAUGUUAAUUAUUUUUAUCACCAAAAUGUGUCAAGAAUCAAAAAUUGGUUUACAUGUUAUUUUAUUUUAAUGAGUGUCUAAUCUAGACCUUAGGUAACACAUAUAUUCGGUGACCUAGUAUUAAGAAUAAUAAAGAAA